Messenger RNA from Trifolium pratense (red clover), 2689 nucleotides. RefSeq lists its product as uncharacterized. Gene Ontology annotation, biological process: regulation of DNA-templated transcription. Gene Ontology annotation, molecular function: DNA-binding transcription factor activity; DNA binding. The transcript is spliced from 5 exons. Lineage: Eukaryota; Viridiplantae; Streptophyta; Magnoliopsida; Fabales; Fabaceae. The coding region runs from base 1 to 2199 and encodes 732 amino acids. The record is from RefSeq and is a predicted model, not a curated record.
AUGGCAAUGAUUUGGGGUCCACUUUUUCUUUGCUUUGGAGCUCCACCUGGCUAUCAGUGUCAAAUGGAUCCUAAUCAUUUUCAUUAUCAACAAGCUAUGUUCAAUUUCAUGCAAAAUUAUCAAAAUCCUAAUCCUCAAAAUUCUCAAAUUCCACCGAUGCCACCAUUUUCUACUCAAGUUCCACCAUUUUCUACUCAAGAUCCAAUUGUGGGAGUUGAUCAAAAGGCUGAGAGUUUUUGGGUAAGAGUCGCUGCCAAUUAUAACCAGUAUCGUGGGGAAUCGCGGGAAAAGUUAAAGGGACAAUUAAAAUGUCGAUGGCAUCGAAUAAAUGGCUUGGUUCAAAAAUUUGUUGGGUGUUACAAACAAGCUGUUAAUGGAAAGAAAAGUGGGACAUCGGAGAACGAUGUCAUGGCCGCUGCAAAUGCAUUUUUUGCUCAGGAUCAAGUGAGGCAUCAUCGGAGAACCCAAAUACACCUUCAAGUUAUGAGUUUAACUCAUCAUCACCAAUGGAGUUUAACUCAAUUUAUGGACGACAGUGAUGAAGAACAAGAGCUUCAGAAUGAACUUCAAUCUGGAAGUUCCUCUAGGCCAAAGAAAAGAACAACGAUAGAUCGAGGUCGUGAAGAAGGGCAUAAUCGAUUGUUCAAUGACUACUUCUCGGAAAAUCCAGUAUACACAGAUGUUCAAUUCCGAAGAAGGUUCAGAAUGCAUAGGCAUGUAUUCCUUCGAAUUGUAGAUGCCCUUGGAAAUCAUGAUGAAUAUUUCCAAAUGAGGGUCGAUGCAACUGGUAAAAUGGGUCUUUCACCAUUGCAGAAAUGUACAUCUGCUAUUCGUAUGUUGGCGUAUGGGUCUGCUGCUGACAUUGUAGACGAGUAUGUUCGAAUCGGUGAAAGCACUUCAAUUGAGUGCUUACAAAGAUUCGUUCAGGGCGUGAAUGCUGUAUUUGGGGCUGAGUAUUUGAGAAAGCCUAACAACACUGAUGUUGAACAUCUUUUACAAAUGGGAGAGUCACGUGGCUUUCCAGGUAUGUUGGGUUCUAUUGAUUGUAUGCAUUGGGAAUGGAAAAAUUGUCCUGUUGCAUGGAAAGGACAAUUUUGUCGAGGUGAUCAUGGUAAGCCCACAAUCAUGCUUGAAGCAGUGGCAUCACAAGACUUAUGGAUUUGGCAUGCUUUUUUUGGUAUUGCAGGUUCAAACAAUGACAUUAAUGUGUUAAACCAAUCUAAUGUGUUUAACGAUAUUUUGGAAGGACAUGCUCCCAAUGUGCAAUAUACAAUCAAUGGGACACCAUAUAAUAUGGGGUAUUAUUUAGCAGAUGGUAUAUAUCCUGAGUGGGCUACAUUUGUCAAAACCAUUUCAAUGCCACAAGGAGAAAAGAAAAAGUUAUUUGCUCAACAUCAAGAAUCAGCUAGAAAAGAUGUGGAGCGGGCAUUUGGAGUGCUUCAAUCUCGAUUUGCAAUUAUACGUGGCCCAGCACGUGCUUGGCACAUGGGCACCCUCAAGCAUACCAUAUAUGCAUGCAUCAUAUUGCACAACAUGAUUGUUGAAGACGAACGACAUACAUAUGGAGGUAAUUUUGAUUACUCUUAUGAUAAUGUGGAUGACAACAACUCAACAACCGAAACAUUUAGCGGUCCUCAUCCGAAUCUUGCAACAAGACUACAAAGAAGAGCAAGUAUUCGAGAAAAACAAGUUCAUCGUCAACUUCAAGGAAAUUUAGUCGAGUAUAUUUGGGAACGUUUUGGACAUGAUAAUAAUAAUAAUAAUAAUAAACACUAUAGAGGUGUUAGAAGAAGACCAUGGGGAAAAUUUGCUGCAGAAAUUCGUGACCCUAAUAAAAAAGGUUCAAGAGUAUGGCUUGGAACCUUUGAAACAGCCAUAGAAGCUGCAAAAGCUUAUGAUAAAGCUGCUUUUCAAAUGAGAGGAAGUAAAGCUAUAAUGAAUUUUCCUUUAGAUGUUGCUACUGAUUCAAUAGAAUCAUCACUUUCUAGUUGCAUAAAAGUUGGUGAGAAAAGACAAAGAGAUGAAGGAAACUAUGUUGAGAUCAAUAAUAGUAGUAAUAAGCAAGUUAAGAAAGAAGAAGGGGUUUCAAUUUGUCCUUUGACUCCUUCAUGUUGGAAAGGUUUUUGGGAUACUGAUGUUAUGGGAACUAUCUUUAGUGUUCCUCCUUUGUCACCUUUAUCUCCACUCAUGGGAUUUUGAGGUGUUAAUUAGUUAAUUAAGGCCCUUUCAAUUAUGUUAAGGUCUUAAUUGAAGAGUAUAUAGAUUAAGAGUGCUUCAAUGAUGCUAGUUAUUGAAAGAGGAGUGUUUAUAGUAUGUUUUGGUAAGUGAAGAUUAGAUAUAUAUUGGUUGAUUUUUUAUUUUGGUUUUUACCAUCGGUAUCGGCUUACUGGACCGCCUAAUUUGAUUCGAAGAUCAGUUUUGAUAUCAAGUGAUUUUAAUCCCUCCGAAUUGCAGUUGCAGGAAUUCGAACCAUCAUCAUUCACACCAAAACCAUAGUUUGGAGUGUUAAUAAGUAUGUUUUGGUAGGUGAAGAUUAGAUAUAUAUUGGUUGAUUUUACUUAUAGUGUAAAUAUAGGAAGAUUCAAACUAGUGUUUAUCUAUUUAAUUAAUUCAUUUGUUUAUUUGGUCAAACAAUAUUGAAUUGGUCAAAGAAUAUUGAAAUUUAUUCAUUUGUUUAUUGGAGAGAAUA